AGCUCUCAAGAAAACGCUGUGCAAAUGUCUCACAAUGACAAAAACUGAUUGCUGCUGAGUUUUACCAUCCCAUCUCUAAACAAACCGAUGAACAAGAUGAACUUGUCCAGCAAGGUCUCUGUCAGUUCUACUACACCAUUCCUCUCUGAUGACAUCACUGCCACUGCUUAUGAGUACUAUGACUACAGCAAUUUGACUGAUGAAGACUUUGGAAAAUGUGUGUUUGAGCGCCAUGGAGAUCGUUUCCUUCCAGCCCUGUAUUCCAUCAUCUUCCUGCUGGGACUUUUGGGGAACCUUCUGGUCAUCUGGGUCAUUGCUUGUGGCGUGCGGCUCCGCAGCAUGACUGACGUGUGCCUCCUGAACUUGGCCUGUGCUGACCUGCUCCUGGUGUGUUCCCUUCCCUUCCUCGCUCACCAAAGCUGGAGCCAGUGGAUAUUUGGAGAUGAUAUGUGCAAGAUGGUCCUGGGUAUUUAUCACAUUGUUUUUUACAGCGGCAUUUUCUUCAUCAGCCUACUGAGCAUUGACCGUUAUUUGGCUAUAGUUCACGCAGUUUACGCUCUGAGGGCACGUACACGAUGUUUUGGCGUGAUUGCUGCCGCAGUUACAUGGACAGCUGGAUUCAUGGCAUCUUUUCCUGACUUGGCUUUUCUUAAAGUGCAGGAAUUCUCAAGAUCAGGCAAUAAUACUUCUCUGUACUGUUCUCCUGAAUAUCCUCAAGCUGCCGUGAAGGACUUCAACGCAUCAGACAAACACUUCUGGAGGGUGUUUGGACUUUUUAAAAUGAACAUUGUGGGUUUGUUCAUCCCACUUUUGAUUAUGGGUUUCUGCUACAUGCAGAUUGUCCGGAGGCUGCUGAACAGCCAGUCAUCCAAGAAACAGGCCAUGCGUUUAGUCGUGGUCGUGGUAGCUGCGUUCUUCUGCUGCUGGCUUCCCUACAACGUUGCGUCCUUCUUCAAAGCGUUGGAGCUACUGCACGUCUACACAGAAUGCAAAAGCAGCAAAGCCAUCCGCUUGGCGUUACAAGUCACAGAGGCCGUUGCGUACGCUCACAGCUGCCUCAAUCCCAUCUUGUACGUGUUUGUCGGGCAAAAGUUCCGAAGGCAUCUGCUGAGGCUGAUACACAAGGCACCGUGCAGAGUGUGUCAUCUCAUCAAGAUCUUCAUGCCUGUGGAGAGAAUCAGUGCAUCAGUCUACUCACAGACGACAAGCCUGGAUGAGCGCAGCACCGCAGUGUGAAGGACGAGUGAGGGUGGCGGGGGCGCCAAAGGCACUUUGACUUCAGAUCGUACCUUGUACCAAGGUUCAAAUUGCCCAAAUCAGUGUUGUGGCAUUAUGCCAUUGUGCGUACAGGUGAAAUCAUUGGAAGGGCUCCACAUUGGUGCUGAUUUGUAUGAUGUGUUUGUCCUGUCCCUGAGUAUUUAAGUGUAAAAUCAUUAACAGUUGUUGUUUGCCUUGCUGACAGUCUCUGAGCUUUGGCGAUCAUCUGCGGUCAUUGUAUUUGUGAAAUAAUUUGGAAUAUUAUUCAAAUAAUUUGGUGAGAUGAUGUCAAAGGAAUGAACUCUAAUGACUGCCCUUCUAGUUAGCAAUUGAUUUUAUACUAUCCAUUAAUACAUUUGUAUUUUAGACUGUACAAACAACAUAAAAAUGUAAAAUUAUACAAAAUUGUAAAUACUGAUGACUGAAAUUUUUACAUUGCAUUGUCCAGAGGGUUUUUUUUUCCUUUGAUGGAUUUCAGUAGGGGGUGUGAUUAUUCCGAAUUUAUAGUAAAUAUGCAAUAUGCAUUUUAAAGUUAAAUUAUUCUGAAUAUAUAUUAAAUAUGCAUUUUAAAGUAAAUAAGCCUGGACAAGCCUGGACGAGCGCAGCACUGCUGCGUGAAGGACGAGUGGGGGGUGGGGGGGUGCCAAAGGAACUUUUGGGUAGUUCUGUCUGCUUCAUUCAGAUAUUUAGGGCUCGUUUCAACUUAUGACGAGAAGGGACUUCAGAGCAUACCCUCUACCAAGGUUCAAAAUGCUCAAUUUGGUGUUUCGUAUGCUAUGGUGCACGCAGGUGAAAUCAUUGGAAGGGCUCCACACUGGUGCUGAUUUGUACGAUGUGUUUGUCCUGUCCCUGAGUAUUUAAGUGUAAAAUCAUUAACAGUUGUUGUUUGCCUUGCUGACAGUCUCUGAGCUUUGGCAAUCAUCGGCGGUCAUUGUAUUUGUGAAAUAUUUUGGAAUAUUAUUCAAAUAAUUUGGUGAGAUGAUGUCAAAGGUAUGAACUCUAAUAACUGCCCUUCUAGUUAGCAAUUGAUUUUGUACUAUCCAUUAAUACAUUUGUAUUUUAGACUGUACAAACAACAUAAAAAUGUAAAAUUAUACAAAAUUGCUGCAAAGAUACUUCCCCAUACAAUAGGCAAGAACCUCACUAACCAAAGCCCACAUGCCAUGAACAAACUUUUCCCUAAGUUCCAAAACUCUGUUUUAGUGACAGAAUUCUACACAAUUCUUCACAAAAUAAACUGCUCAAUAAUGUGGAGACCACCAUACCGUUUCCCCGGCCGAAAUUGACACAGAAUGACCAAACUCAUGUUUUGUGCUCACAUGACAUUACCAGGCUCAGAUACAUGGAACAAGAGCGACCACUGAUGGACAAUUUGGGAAUAGACACAAAUCCAAGGUAUUACUUGUUUGUUGUUGAAAAAAGAAAAAGAAAACUUUUCUUAAUUGUGUAAUUCCAAGCAUGGAACUUUAAUCUACAUUAUCUUUGGGUUUUAUAUUGACUAUAGAGGUUAGAAAGUCUUAUCAAAUGUUUUUCUUGUUUUCAUAUUAUGGACAUAGUGUGUGUUUCAAAAGUACUUAUUUUACAACAAGAUACUGUUACUAGUGGACAUGGUUGGUUUUAAGUGAAAAUUCAAGAUUGAUACAAAUGAUUUCACUUGGACAAAGAAAUGCAGUCAAAGACUACACUACCCAGAAUUUUUGGGGGCGGAGUUAAAGACCCUUUAAAAGUGAAUGUCCCUUGGGAGAUGGGGCUUCUGGCUUUUUCUCUUGCGACUCUUCUCCUCUCUAGUGCUUUUGGGAAUGCCUUUCCUUUCCUCGUCAUCUCAUUUUGUUGCCCUUUGUUCAUCUGACCACAUGUUCGUGGAUUUCUAUUUCUUUCUCUGUGCGCACAGCAAGUAGUUACUUUUUCUGUCUUCCAACUCAACUUUUUGCAGAGCUAACAUUCGCAAAUUAAAACACCAUUUUUUAAAUUCCAAUUCUACCUCGUGAAGACUUUUUGUUGUAAAGUUAACAUUUUUGCCUAAAGUUAUUUUUGACCUGAGGGGUCAGGGUCCAGUAAGUGAGCUGUUGAGAUGGACGGAUCAUCGACUGUGGAAGCAGGCAGCUGCCAACACCUGAACUCAGAGACACCCUGCACAUCAGCAAAAGUAAGCGGUCAGUUUUGUCGGAAUCUGGCUGGAGUGGCUUUAUUUAAUUCUCUUCCUUGUCAUCAGUAAUAUCUCACAUUAACAAAUGCCAAAAUAAAUCACCUGCAGACUAGCUAGUAAUUCAUUUUUAAAUUCCUGCAACUAGUUCAUACUGCACAACCAUCAUAUAAUAAUUGCAUGUUGAACUUUAUUAUCAUAAAAUUGCAUUACUGUGAUAUGUCCUGUUCUGUUUAACCCCUGACUGAGUUAAAUAAAUAUUUUAAACAUAUGUGGUUGUCUGUAGAGGUAUCGGAUCUUGACCUGUAGAGCUUCUGACUGGAAGAUAAGAGUCUGAUUUCCUAUUUCCUGUUGACUGAUUCUAAAACAUAUUGAUUUUAUAACACUGUUAUAAAAUCAUUCAGUCAAAGGUGGUGCCCCAAAUAUUAUUCGAGAUAAAACUAAUUACUAGUGUCAGUUCGCUACACAUAUAAUACAAAACAGAUGGAACUAGCAAUGGAAACUGAGGUUUAAAAGAACAGAGACGUGACAACCAUAUUUCAAAGUAUAAGGCAUGUAGUAGAGAAACUUCAGUCUUCGACUGGACUGGGUUGCUUGACGCGAGGAUGUAUCGCUUCAAAUCGCAGAAGCUUCCUCAGCUAAAAUUCUUACUCUGGUAGUCUGACUUCUGUCUGACCCUUGUCGAGAAGAACAAGGGUCAGACAUCCAACAGCAAAUGUAAUAGUCAGAGAUCUUAAAACAAAGGAUUUACAAAUGAUUUUAAAUUUAAAUGGUAAAUAUCAAUAUUCUCUUGAGGUAAUGCUGGCCCUAUUGAAUUUUUUUGGGGUGGGGUGGUGAGGGGGGCUACAGCCCAAUCCAUCCACACCCUUGGGCCGCCUGUGUGAACUGUGAACACUUGUACAUUUUAAAUGCUUUAUCAGCUGUGUUCAUUUGUUUCUUUGCAUUUGUUCUUUUUGAAGCUGUUUAAUAAAAAAAAACUGCCCAAGAACAACAACAAGAGGCGUUGCAGAAGUACAUCAUCAUCAUCUUGAUAAAAUGCAGCUGUUCAUGUACUGACACAAAUUAAAAACACGUUUGUUGUGAGUCACUGGAACUGUUAUUUUGGCAUGACAAGGCUGAACGUUGCUCUCCAAGUUUAACAACAGCUGCAACAGUGAAAUUUUAUUAACCGUAACCGAGAGAAACCCACAAACUGUGAGAGGAAGGAAACUCGAAUUGUCCAUGUCACUUGCACUAAGACGUACUAAUAAGCAUUUGUUGAGUGUUAAAGUGAUGUCUAAUAUGUGUUGUAUAUUUGUACUGAAUAUGAAAUAAUAUGAAGUGAUGUGACAAAUGAAGUAUGUCUGAAGUAGU
This is a messenger RNA of Thalassophryne amazonica, 4753 nucleotides long. Its product is annotated as C-C chemokine receptor type 5-like. Lineage: Eukaryota; Metazoa; Chordata; Actinopteri; Batrachoidiformes; Batrachoididae. The record is from RefSeq and is a predicted model, not a curated record. The coding region runs from base 88 to 1236 and encodes 382 amino acids. Gene Ontology annotation, biological process: immune response; G protein-coupled receptor signaling pathway; chemotaxis. The transcript has 3 exons. Gene Ontology annotation, molecular function: chemokine receptor activity. Gene Ontology annotation, cellular component: membrane.